CAUCUGGCUGCCAACACGGCAGGGGUGGGGCUGUGGGGGAGAAUGAGGGUUUUUAAAGGCUCCCCAGGAGCCUCUACAGCUCCAAGAUCACUGCCUGCAGCUCCUGGACUCCUGUUACCAUGAGGUUCCUGAUCCUGUUCCUAGCCCUGUCCCUAGGAGGGAUUGAUGCUGCACCUCCUGUCCAGUCUCGAAUUGUUGGAGGAUUUAACUGUGAGAAGAAUUCCCAGCCCUGGCAAGUGGCUGUGUACCGCUUCACCAAAUAUCAAUGUGGGGGUAUCCUGCUGAACGCCAACUGGGUUCUCACAGCUGCCCACUGCCAUAAUGACAAGUACCAGGUGUGGCUGGGCAAAAACAACUUUUUGGAGGAUGAACCCUCUGCCCAACACCGGCUUGUCAGCAAAGCCAUCCCUCACCCUGACUUCAACAUGAGCCUCCUGAAUGAGCACACCCCACAACCUGAGGAUGACUACAGCAAUGACCUGAUGCUGCUCCGCCUCAAAAAGCCUGCUGACAUCACAGAUGUUGUGAAGCCCAUCGACCUGCCCACUGAGGAGCCCAAGCUGGGGAGCACAUGCCUAGCCUCAGGCUGGGGCAGCAUUACACCCGUCAAAUAUGAAUACCCAGAUGAGCUCCAGUGUGUGAACCUCAAGCUCCUGCCUAAUGAGGACUGUGCCAAAGCCCACAUAGAGAAGGUGACAGAUGACAUGUUGUGUGCAGGAGAUAUGGAUGGAGGCAAAGACACUUGUGCGGGUGACUCAGGAGGCCCACUGAUCUGUGAUGGUGUUCUCCAAGGUAUCACAUCAUGGGGCCCUAGCCCUUGCGGUAAACCCAAUGUGCCGGGUAUCUACACCAGAGUUUUAAAUUUCAACACCUGGAUAAGAGAAACUAUGGCUGAAAAUGACUGAGUAUCACAUUGUCCCAUGUUCUCAAUAAAGCCCACCAUGCAGCAAAUGAGUUC
Molecule: messenger RNA, 958 nt
Organism: Mus musculus (house mouse)
Lineage: Eukaryota; Metazoa; Chordata; Mammalia; Rodentia; Muridae
Gene: Klk1
Product: kallikrein 1
Exons: 5
Coding region: 120-905 (261 amino acids)
Biological process (GO): proteolysis
Molecular function (GO): serine-type endopeptidase activity
Source: RefSeq, marked reviewed